This is a messenger RNA of Australozyma saopauloensis, 4959 nucleotides long. RefSeq names its product aminophospholipid-translocating P4-type ATPase. Bases 1 to 4959 code for a protein of 1652 amino acids. The transcript has a single exon. Lineage: Eukaryota; Fungi; Ascomycota; Pichiomycetes; Serinales; Metschnikowiaceae. Gene Ontology annotation, cellular component: plasma membrane. Gene Ontology annotation, molecular function: magnesium ion binding; ATPase-coupled intramembrane lipid carrier activity; ATP hydrolysis activity. Gene Ontology annotation, biological process: phospholipid translocation; post-Golgi vesicle-mediated transport; endocytic recycling. The record is from RefSeq and is a predicted model, not a curated record.
AUGUCUCAGCCGCCGCCGGGAUCAUCUCAAGAUGUUUCCCCACCAAACCAACCAAACGUGGGCACAGCCCAAGGACGACGCAAGCGAGGAUUGUCGUUGCGGUCGCAGCUUUUGAACAAGAGCUUGGCGAGCGUUAUGAACCCUUUCAGCGACCAGAAGGGUCGCUCGGGCCAGAUCGAGAUGGCCAAUCUUCCCGAGAUCAAUGAACCGGGACAGAGUACAGCCGCCCAGACGGAGCUGGGGGCGGGUCUAAAUAGUAGCAUACAGUACAAUGGCAGUAGGAGCCCGUCGCCGUAUAUAGAUGAUCAGAAAAACGGGCAUGUGUCGACGUAUACGCUUGAGUUGCCGGAUGCGACCAGGUCCACCACCAGACUCACGGUCGGGUCCAAUAUGUCCAACAUGUCCGGCCAUACCAACGAGGGCUUGCCCAGAGGCCGCGCAUCUGCAUGGUCGCGGCGCGUUGCUGCGGGUGCAGAUGGAGACGGGUCCUUCUCGCUGAAGAUUCUGGGCUUUGUAGCGAAGGUCUUAGGAAGAGAUACCGCCGUGAGCGACGGCUCGGGGCGCCAGAUCCCCCUUUGCGUAAAUAAACACAAGGCAAACGCCACGUUCGGCGCACAGUUCUACAGCGAGUCUGCCGAUGCAUACAUCGACGAACGACACUCGCAGCCCUAUUGCGACAACAGCAUCACGUCGUCGAAAUAUACCGUGUACACGUUUUUGCCCAAACAGCUCCGCGCGCAGUUCUCCAAGUUGGCCAAUUGCUACUUCAUGGUGGUGGCUAUCAUGCAGCUCAUCCCCUCGUGGUCUACCACGGGUAAAUUCACCACCAUCGUGCCUCUCUUGAUUUUCAUCUCUAUAUCUAUGUUUCGUGAAGGUUUUGACGACUGGAAGAGACAUGGCCACGAUAAAGAAGAAAAUAACAAGACCACACACGUCAUUCGCGACGAGGAGAGCGAGCUGUCCAUGUACGAUGCUCACUCCGUCUCCACCAUCAUUACCGAAACCAUGUCAGUGGGAGGUAUUGGCGACGAGGAGCUGUUCAGUAGCUCUCUUCUUGGUUCGAACAAUAACUUUCUGAACAAGGCGGUCAUGGCGCAAUACAACAUGAGGGCUCAACUGGAGAAGUGGAAAGACGUCAAGGUGGGCGACAUUUUGAAGAUUGACAACGAUGAGUGGAUCCCGGCAGAUAUUGUGUUGAUCGCCGUGGAUAAUGCGGGCCCAGAAGCAUUUGUCGAAACCAUGGCACUUGAUGGAGAGACAAAUUUGAAGCUGAAGUCGCCUCACCCUGAGGUCUCUAAAUUAGCGACCAAAGCUGCGAAUCUCAAAAAUUUAGCAUCUUUGUUCACCAUAGAGGACCCAAAUAAUGACCUAUACAACUUCAAGGGUCAGUUCUCACUCAAUGGCCGUGACUAUGCACUCACAAACGAUAAUAUCGUCUACAGAGGAAGCACUCUUCGUAACACGAAUUCUGUUUUGGGUUUGGUGGUGUUUACCGGUGAAGAAACCAAAAUCAGAAUGAACAAUGUGAAGAACCCCAGAACAAAAGCUCCCAAACUCCAGAAAAACAUCAAUUACAUCGUGAUGUUUAUGGUUGUGGUGGUUGUGACACUUGCUGCAUUUUCAUUCAUGGCACAGCGUCUAUUUUAUAACAAAGAACACACCAAAAUGUGGUAUUUGUACAAUGCAGAUGCCACUCUUGCUGCCACGUUUAUGGGAUACAUUAUCAUGUACAACACUUUGAUUCCGUUGUCUCUCUAUGUUACGAUGGAACUUAUCAAAGUGAUGCAAUUACUUUUCUUGCAAUACGACAUAGACAUGUAUCAUGUCGAAACCAAUACUCCUGCUGAUGCAAAGACUGCAACCAUCCUAGAGGAGUUGGGGCAAGUAUCGUACAUUUUCAGUGAUAAGACAGGUACUUUAACUGAAAACAAAAUGGUGUUUCGUAAAUUUAGUGUUUGCGGCUCCAAUUGGUUACAUGAUAUUGAUCUCAUAGCAGAAGAUAAAUCAAGGCCCAAAGAAUUAUCGCGGCCCAGUGCAACACUGGUAAAGAGCCCAGUGCUUGGAUCAUCUGCAAGUACCUAUUCCGUCGUUCGCGCUAGUAUGGAGCUUGGCUCAGUGCCACAGAGCUCGAAAUGGAAAGCUAGUGCCCAACCGCAAAAAGCUCAAGAUGUUGCCAGCUCUCUUUAUAUUCUCCGGCAUAUCCAAACACAUCCGAACACUUUGUUCUCGAAGAAGGUUACAAUGUUCCUUUUGAGUAUUGCAUUGUGCCAUACAUGUCAGCCGCGCAAUGAGCACACAAAUAUAAAUCUGUCUUCAUACACGUUGAACGAGUUUGAGGAAGAGAUCAACUUAGAAGAAGAUCAUGAUUCUAAGAUCACAUACCAAGCAGCAUCUCCCGACGAAUUAGCCCUCGUGCAAGCAGCUAAAGAUUUGGGUUUCAUUGUGACAGACAAGGAAAACAAUCAAAUGAAGAUUAAAACCUUUCCUGACGGCUUCGGAGGUGCUUCAAAAACAGAUACCUAUCAAAUUUUGGAUGUGAUCGAAUUUACAUCCAACAGAAAGCGGAUGUCUAUUGUUGUGAAAUUCCCUGAUUCGAGAAUCGCCGUAUUUUGCAAAGGAGCUGACAAUGUUAUUCUCGAACAUUUGAAAAAUUCAGCCAUGGCUAAACAAAAAGCUAAGGAGAUUGCGCUUAAUUCAAGAGAUCGUAAGGUACAAGAGGCCGAGAUUGUCCUCCAAGCCAGGUACUCCGAAGAUGUCAACCCAAGACCCUCCCUUGGAACAUUGCGGUCUCACACUAGUAUCGAUUUGAGUCACAUCAAUGCGAUUGACGGGAGUGCAACACGUGAAGAUCAAGAUUUGGCAGAUGUAGCAGCCAAGGCAAAAAAGUCGUUGCAAAUAACUCAAGCCAAACGGUACAGUAUCGACGAAAACAAUGAUGGAGAGGAAGACCACGUUUUUGUGCCAAACGAUAAGUUGCUUGUCAACGAGGAGUUUUUGCUCGAGAAGACUUUAGAACACAUCGAGGAAUUCUCGACAGAAGGUUUGCGUACAUUGUUGUAUUCUCACAAAUGGAUCACGUCUGACGAAUAUGAACAGUGGGCACAAGACUACAACGAAGCAAAAAUCUCCCUUCAAGAUCGUGCACAAAAGAUCGAAGAUGUUGGCGCUCGCCUCGAAAAUGACUUCAAUCUCCUCGGUGCAACUGCCAUUGAAGAUAAGUUACAAGAGGGUGUCAGUCAAGCCAUCGAGAAGCUUCGUCGUGCUGGCAUAAAGCUCUGGAUGCUUACCGGAGACAAGAGAGAAACUGCCAUCAAUAUCGGAUACUCAUGUAGACUCAUCAAAGAUUAUUCCACUGUUGUUAUUCUAUCGAUUGAUGAGGGUCAGGAAACCAUGGUAAGGAAAAUUAACAAGACAAGCGAGGAUUUAAAGGCAGGCCGCCUAGCCCACACUGUUGUCGUUAUAGAUGGAGCCACUCUUUCAGUCAUAGAGAACGAUCCCCUUCUACUUACCAUUUUCAUUGAGCUUUGUGUCCAUGUUGAUCUGACAAUUUGUUGUCGUGCCUCACCUGCCCAGAAAGCACGUAUGGUGAAUUGUAUUCGUGAGUACAACCCCAGAGAGGUCACUUUAGCCAUUGGAGACGGUGCAAAUGAUAUUGCAAUGAUCCAGAGUGCAGAUAUUGGAGUGGGAAUAACAGGAAAGGAGGGAUUUCAGGCAGCUAGAUCCGCAGACUACUCUAUCGCCCAAUUCCGUUUUCUACUCAAGCUCUUGCUCGUCAAUGGCCGUUAUAAUUACGUGCGUACCUCUAAGUUCGUCUUGUGCACGUUCUACAAGGAACUUCUUUUCUAUUUGACCCAGUGCAUCUACCAGCGGUACACGCUUUUCUCUGGCAGUUCGUUGUACGAGAGUUGGUCACUUUCAAUGUUCAAUACGCUUUUCACCUCUCUUUGUGUUAUCUGCAUUGGAAUGUUCGAAAAGGAUCUCCAUCCAGCGACGCUCAUAGCAGUUCCGGAAUUAUAUGCAACAGGAAGGCUUUACAAAGCUUUCAACUUGAAGGUGUUCGUAUACUGGAUGGUUCUUGCUGCAAUGCAGAGUGUUGGCGUCAGUUUUGUGGCGUUCUUUGCAUGGGGGUUCACGGCCUUGAAAGACAACACAACUUUGCCUUUAGGCACAGCUGUGUUCUGGGCCCUUGUCACAGUAAUUAACGCCAAGUCAUUGUUUUUGGAGAUGUCUAAUGUCCAAUGGCUCGCGUUCGCUGCAUUUUUCAUCUCGGUUUUGGGAUACGGUCUCUGGAAUGUACUCAUCAUGUUUCUCAGUCGUCCAAAGGAGAGGGCAAUCUUUUAUGUUGGCUGGGGCCUUACCGAGUUCGGUUCUGAUUAUACCUGGUGGGCCACGGUUUUCGUUCUUGUUACCGUGUUGAUUGUCUUCGAUCUCAUGGUCAAAGGUGGUAAGAUGGUGUUCUUCCCGAACGACACCGAGAUAUUCCAACUAUACGAGCGCGACAGAGUGAUGAGACGUAUUUUCGAGCAGAACGCUUUGUAUGAAUUACAGCAAGGGUGGUUUUUCUCAAGAGACAAAUCCACCACCUGCUCAUUCUUUAUCAAUCAGUUCCGCAAAAUUUUUGGAGGCGAGAAAACCGCGCAACUCUCUGAAGCUAUUCAGGAUGAAAACUUGGGUUCUGCGCUCUAUCGUAAAAGAGCAGGAACGAACAUCCUCCCAACAGAGCUUCCCCCAAGUGGAGAUGGCUUUGCAAUCAAAGAUGGUGAUUUCGAGUUCCCUCAAAUGGAUGGAUAUGAGAUUCUACCAAGUGGAAAGAAGGUCAAGAUUAAGAGUGAUGGUAUCAUCAACAAAUUAGGAAAAAGAAUCGGCAGAAGAGAGGUUGACGAUGACGUCGAUGCCAUUUUGGAACAAAGAAUGAAGGAUAUGGACGAGGAACAGAACAAUGAUGGUGUGGCGCGAUAA